Stegodyphus dumicola is the source of this 868-nucleotide messenger RNA. Its product is annotated as RILP-like protein 1. The record is from RefSeq and is a predicted model, not a curated record. Lineage: Eukaryota; Metazoa; Arthropoda; Arachnida; Araneae; Eresidae.
CGUAUAAAAUGUACGAAGUUCCUUUUUACUCUCCUUUGAAAUACGAAAUUUCCCUUUCUCUAUAUACCUUUCUUUCGCACCUAAGCUUGAUUUUUCGCUCAUCAGAGCAGAAAGACUUGGGUGCAAAACAAGACAUCUGUUUGUCAUUAAAUAUGUGAAUUAUCAUUGGAAAUUACUGUGUGCCUAAUGUGAUCUGUCAUUUAUCAUACUGUGUGACUUAUAGCAGGUAUCAGAUCGUAAUGACAUCUUAAUUUUUUUUUCUUGGUUCUAUGCACGCUCUUUAAUUUCACAUUAUAAGCAAUGGAUUACACUCCGAUUCCGGGUGUAGUGUCUGGAGAAGAUAGUGAGUGGCAUCUUCAUGUAAAAGACGUAUAUGAUAUUGCUUAUGAAAUUGCUUUCGAAUUUGAUAAAAUCGUUAAUGUCCAAGGUAUCGAAGAAAUAAGAUCGAUAAUAAACAAAGUCGUAAAUGUGCUGGAAUUGUUAGAAGCGAGCGUUAAUAAAAUUGAGAGCCUAGAAAAAGAAAUUGGAGAAUUGAAAUUAAAUUCUUUGCAUUUGUCGAGUGAAAAAAAAAUUCACGAGCAAGAGAAAUUGAGACUCAAACAAGCCUAUGAAGAACUUGAAGAUGCUUGGGUUCAAGAGUCUGCAAAUCUUAAGGCUAGUAUAUCAAAACUUAAAACAGAAAACAAACUCAUGCAGAGUUUUAUUGCAAAAGGCAGAGAAGUAUCAGAAACUGCUGAUUCAUACAAGUUAUUUUAGAAGACCAAGAAAAUUUUAUUUCCAAAUUAAAAUCUACUUUGAAACAAAAGGAAAAUCAGUUAGAAAAAAAUGCGAGUGAAUUAGAAACAGUGAGUAUUAUUCCCACUUGAAA